Molecule: messenger RNA, 1732 nt
Organism: Sitophilus oryzae (rice weevil)
Lineage: Eukaryota; Metazoa; Arthropoda; Insecta; Coleoptera; Curculionidae
Product: RNA-binding protein 45
Exons: 9
Coding region: 68-1459 (463 amino acids)
Molecular function (GO): RNA binding
Source: RefSeq, a predicted model, not a curated record
AAAACGUCAGAUUUUGGCGACCAACGAAAAGCUUCUUCAACUUGGAGAAAAAAUUCAAGAAAUAGAAAUGGAUAAUAGAAAAGCUUCUAGCCAAGGCCUGGAAAACCCUCCUUUAUCUAGAUUAUUUAUUAUCGGACCAAAAUCUCUAACCGAAGAAGAUUUUCGAAAACAUUUCGAAGAGUAUGGCACCAUUGAGGAACUUUGGAUGGUUAAAGACAAAGGCACUGGCGAUUAUAAAGGAAUAACGUACAUCAAAUUUUCUAAAACUUCUGAAGCUGCACAAGCACUAGAAAUGAUGAACGGAGCUAGUUUAGCGAACAGUUCAAGAAGAAUUAAAGUUAUGAUAGCUUCUAGUCGAGAACAAGGCUCCAAACGUGACCUGAACGAGGAAGAAAAAGCACAAAGAUUGUUUAUAAUGUGCGCGAAGUCUGUGAACGAAGAUGACUUGCAUGACUACUUUAGACAGUUUGGGGAAUUAGAAUAUGUCAGUAUUAUUAGGGAUAAAGGUUCUGGAGAGAGUAAAGGAAUUGCUUAUGUCAAGUUUUUCAAAUUUUCUUCUGCUGCAAAGGCUUAUGAAGAGUGUGAUCGAAAAUAUAAGCCAGUCUUUGCAGAACCAAGAAGAACUGAACCAAGUUUUAGAAAAGCAGAACCCAGAGACUUUCCUAGAGGCAAUUUUUCGAAUGAUUAUUCAGGAAAUACUGGAACCGUGAGAAAUUUGGUAAGUUCUAGCUUGGCUGCCUCUUCCUCAGGUAUUAGCGAAGGGUACACUAAACUGACUGUAAUAGCUAGUCCUGAACUAAAUCAAGAUCAAUUGUGGAAGUUGUUUGAUAUUGUACCAGGUAUGGAUUAUUGUCAAAUUCGGUACGAAGGAGGCAGUUCAAGACCAUCCAGAGCAGUAGGUGAAGUAGUGUAUACAAGUUCACAGUGGGCAGCUCAUGCUAAAGAAAAGUUACAUGGCUUUGAGUAUCCUCCGGGGUAUCGUUUAAUUGUUAAGCCGGACUUUGAAGGUCGCCCUGAUGUGCCUGAGAGCUCUAGGAAAGAUUUGCUAAGUAUUGCAGAGACGUUGGCUCAAGCUACAAGUAUAAUAGAAGCAGCAAGAUUAAAUCCUGCUUCUUUGUUAAAUCUGGGAAAUGGUGGACAUCAGCCGAACUGCAGCGUAGAACUUCCUGAUCCCAAACCGCUUGUUCACAUUGACGAAGAGACAGUAGCAAGGUGUUUUGUCAUAUGCUCUCCGUACCCUUUACCCAACCCUGUCCUGAGGGAUUUGUUCUGUCGAUUCGGUGGCUUGAUAGAGGUCUAUAUGUUAGCCAAUAGGAACUGCGGCUACGCUAAGUAUAACAAUCAGAAGUCUGCGAUGCAAGCUAUGCAGACGCUUCACGGUGCAGAAGUAAAUGGUGUUCGUCUAAAAGUAAUAAAAGCUGAAGAACAAAGAAAAAGGCAGAGGAUGGAUGCAGAUUGAAGAGACCCCGACAUACGACAAAAGAACAUAUAAAAUUGACACGAAGAAUACAACAACGCAACUUAAUUUAUUUUAUCGUGAGACAUUACUAUUUUACCGUUAACUACACUGCGUACCAGUUACUGCAUAAACAACUUAACUGUUUACACGUUACUGUUUUUUACGGACUGGUUGAUUUACAUGUUCGCAACGUUUUUUCCGCUUUCUUUUAGUUAAAUGUCCUAUUUUUUAAAGAUCUGUUUUCAUGGAUUAAAUAAAAAGGAUUAUACGAUA